This is a messenger RNA of Auxenochlorella protothecoides, 1686 nucleotides long. Its product is annotated as Phosphoenolpyruvate carboxykinase [ATP]. Gene Ontology annotation, molecular function: phosphoenolpyruvate carboxykinase (ATP) activity; ATP binding. The coding region runs from base 1 to 1686 and encodes 561 amino acids. The record is from RefSeq and is a predicted model, not a curated record. Gene Ontology annotation, cellular component: cytosol. The transcript is spliced from 7 exons. Gene Ontology annotation, biological process: gluconeogenesis. Lineage: Eukaryota; Viridiplantae; Chlorophyta; Trebouxiophyceae; Chlorellales; Chlorellaceae.
AUGUACCACUUCAGGAGGGCCAAGUGUCGCUCCAUCGAGCGAUGCGCAGACUAUCGACGGCUGGGCGAUGAGGGAAACCCCAGCCGGGCUGCCGACCUGGAGGAGCUCCUCAGCAUGCAGAUGACCCAAAAGACACGGGAUGAGUUUGCUGAACACUCCAAGGCGGCCUCCAUCUCAGACUCCCUGAAGUCUCUCAUGAGAGGCCAGGGGCCCCGUAUCGCCACUCGGCAACCCAGGCACAUCUACAUCCCUCGGUCCCCGCCAACCUCUCCGGCCUUCAAGCGACAGCCUGGCGGAGAGCGACCGCAGAAUGGCGAUGCCCAGGUGCUCAGUAUGAUGAGCGACUCCGGGCUCAGACCCACCAUCGUCUUCCACAAUGCCUGCGUCGCAGAACUCUAUGAGCAUGCACUGCGAUACGAGCCCGGCAGCCGGCUCACGGCCAGCGGGGCCCUGGCCGUCCCGCCGGGGGGCAGCACCAGCCAGACCCCGGGAGUCCUGAGCGUGGUCCGACUCAAGGUGCGCGUGGUCUGCGCGCGCCCCCACCACGCGCUCUCCGCGCGCAGCAUGCUCGUCGUGCCCAGCGCGGCGGAGCUGGACGGAUUCGGCCGCCCCGACCUCACGCUCUACAACGCCGGCGCCUUCCCCGCCAACCGCCGCGCCAGCCACAACGCCUCCGCCGCCUCCAUCGCGCUGGACCUGACCCGGCGCGAGCUGGUCGUGCUGGGCACGCUGUGCCCCGGCGACAUGCGGCGGGGGCUGCAGGCGGCGCUGAGCCACGCGCUGCCCGCCGCCGGCGCGCCCUGCUUCCACGCCGCCUGCGACGAGGGCGGUGCCGGGGACGCAGCGCUCCUCCUGGGCUCGGAGGGAAGGGCGGCGCUGGCGGGGAGGGGCGAGCGCCGCCUGCUCGCCGACGGCCUCGUGGCCUGGGGCGAAGACGGCGUCUGCGCCCUGGAGGGCGGCUGCCACACCGUGGCUGGCGCCUGGUCUGGGGCCGGGGACGGGCCGGGGGACGGGUUUGGCGUGCUGCUGGAGGGCGCAGCGGCGGAGGGCGGCGGCCGGGUGCCGGGCCUUGCUUCUCCGAGCACCACACCUCGCGUCCGGGCCACCUACCCCACGACCCUCGUACCCCGUAACCGCAUGCCCUGCGCCGCCCGGCACCCGGCCAAUCUCAUCAUGCUGUGCUGCGACACCCUGGGCGUGCUGCCCCCCGUCGCCCGCCUGACCGCAGACCAGGCCGUCUACUACUUCCUGAGCGGGUACUCAGCCAAGUCCACGGAGGAGGAGGGCGAUGCUGUCCCGCCGGAGCCCGCCUUCUCACCCUGCUACUGCUCUGACUUUCUGGUGUGGCACCCUGGCAAGUACGCUGCCAUGCUGGCCCCUGCGCUUCGCCGGCACGGCAUGCAGGCCUGGCUAGUGAACACGGGGUGGACCGGGGGCGGCGCAGGGGCAGGCGCCAGGCACGACCCGCGGCACAUCCAAGCAGUGGUGCACGCAAUCCUGUCGGAUGCGCUGCGGGGCGCCGACCUCGUCAAGCUCCCGGUCCUGGGACUAGAGAUGCCGCGCUGCGUGCCGGGGGUGCCAGCGCCCCUGAUGGACCCACGGGGUUGCUGGCCCGACGGCGAGGCCUACGAUGAUGGUAUACGCCGGCUGGCCGGGCUCUUUGCACAGGUAGAGAGUUGGUUGUGA